UAAAGCCUCUUUUACGACGAACUCACGAGGAAAACCGCUCUCGUUAAGAUUAUGUUUUCUUGUAGUGGAAUGGAGCUGAAAUCUUUGACCCUGAAAAUCUGAAAUUCGAAUAGAUCCAAACCGAACUCGAAUGGGUACCUCAACGCCCACCCCUAAUUGAAAUACUAAAACACUUAUUUUGCACCGAAAUUUUUUUUCUGCUAGGAAACGGACGGAGUAUAAACUAAAACGACUUAAGAUAAUGUUGGCGAGAGAACAAAUUACAAAAGUAUAGUAUACAUAAGCCCAACCAAUAAAAGCCCAGCCCAAACAAGAUAUGUUGUUUUAUAAAUAACGCUCUCCCUAGGGUUAUUUAAAACUAAUUUCUGCUCUCACCUCUUCCCGGGAAAUAAACCCUCACUGUAUUACAUCUUCUCCAUGACCAGUUGUAGCCAGAGAGCUAAUUUAUUGGGUAAACGAAAGCCGGAAGAUGGUUUGCGGACCGAACCGGUUCUGAAGAAACAUAAAGAAAAAUUUGAGAAGGAGAUCGAAGCAAGGGUUGGGUUGUUGUCUGAUGAGGCUAAUUCGGUGACAGUGGAGACCGAACCUAUUCUGAAGGGACAUAGGGAGGAGAAGGAGACAGCAAAAGGAUUUUCUGAUGAGAUCAAAGGAAGGGUCGAGUUGUUGGAGAAUGAGGCUAGUUUAAUCUCAGUUGAAGGACUUGAUGAAAGUCCUGAGAAAGCUGCCGUAAGUAUAUUCUAAUGUUUGUUGUAUAUUUUAAUUCAAUUAAGCAUCUUCUUAUUAUCUCAAAAUCUUGUUCCAAUUGCUAACAGGAGACCUCUUCUUGUAUGCAAUUGAAGAAGGCCUUUACCACUUUUUUAUGCUAACACAUCUUGCUUUUAAAUUCAGGAACUUAAAAAGACGCUCUUUGUUGCUCAUCUCCC
Brassica napus (rape) is the source of this 923-nucleotide messenger RNA. RefSeq lists its product as uncharacterized. The record is from RefSeq and is a predicted model, not a curated record. The coding region runs from base 418 to 741 and encodes 107 amino acids. The transcript has 2 exons. NCBI's taxonomy places the organism in Eukaryota, Viridiplantae, Streptophyta, Magnoliopsida, Brassicales, Brassicaceae.